Messenger RNA from Micropterus dolomieu (smallmouth bass), 2932 nucleotides. It is a transcript of the gene rsad1, whose product is annotated as radical S-adenosyl methionine domain containing 1. NCBI's taxonomy places the organism in Eukaryota, Metazoa, Chordata, Actinopteri, Centrarchiformes, Centrarchidae. Gene Ontology annotation, biological process: porphyrin-containing compound biosynthetic process. The transcript is spliced from 9 exons. The coding region runs from base 263 to 1624 and encodes 453 amino acids. Gene Ontology annotation, cellular component: cytoplasm. The record is from RefSeq and is a predicted model, not a curated record. Gene Ontology annotation, molecular function: 4 iron, 4 sulfur cluster binding; coproporphyrinogen oxidase activity.
UAGGCCUACGUAUGUCCUGUUUGGAGCGACGUCACAGCAACCAGGAAGUGACUUGUAAACAGACCGUGGAUGUAUUAUUAUAGCACGAUACUUGAUAAUUACUUUGCGCUACUUUGUAGUUACUUUGGCCACGUUGUUUUCAUGGAAACUUUGAUACAUAUUUUAUCUUUAUGAUGGAGCCAGACGCGUGUAUAGCUGCACUAAUGCGACCCUGUGUUCAAGUGAAGGACAACCUAGAUUCAGGACGCAGACAGGCAGUUAAAUGACAGAGACUGUCACCAGAAUGAUCAGUCACACGCUGCGGGCGGCCAGACGUGCCUUCCCUCCCGGUCUGCGCUGCUUUUCUCACACUUCUGGCGGGGAAAUAAUUGAGGAUGUGUUUGACUGGGCAGGCUCUCUACGCCUCACAAAGCAGGCGUCUCUCUACGUACACCAGUGGCCUUACUGUCUCAGAAGAUGCUCCUACUGCAACUUUAACAAGUAUAUACCCAGAAAGAACAAUGGCCACAUAAUGACAGAGUGCCUUAAGCGGGAGACUGAGACACUGCUGCAGUUCAGUCAGGUAUCCUGCAUUACCUCAGUAUUUUUUGGUGGUGGGACUCCAAGCCUGGCUCACCCCUCAACUAUUGCUGCAGUCCUGGAAACUGUUUCCAGGCAGGCGAAUCUCUCAGACAAGGCCGAGGUCACACUCGAGGUCAACCCUACUCCUGUGGGAAUGUCAAAGUUAGAGGAUUAUUGUCGUGCUGGGGUCAACCGUUUCUCCAUCGGUGUCCAGUCUUUGCAGGAUGAGGACUUGAAAAUUCUGGGCAGAGACCACAGUUCUCAUCAGGCUUUGCAAACUAUUGAAGAGGCCAGGAGGCUGUGCCCCGGGAGGGUGUCAGUGGAUGUCAUGUUCGGACGCCCCAAACAGAGCAUUGACUCCUGGGAGAAUGAGUUGUCUCAGCUGUUGAGGGUUUGCGACGACCACGUGUCUUUGUACCAGCUGACCUUGGAGCGAGGCACCCAGCUGUUCAAACAGGUGCAACGAAGAGAAGUGACUGUGCCUGCUGAAGAUGUGACAGCAGAGAUGUACCAGUGUGCCAGGAGGACUCUCCACCAGCAUGGCUUUCUGCAGUACGAGGUGUCAAACUUUGCAAGACAUAACGCAGUGAGUCAUCACAAUAUGAGCUACUGGAAGGGAAGACAGUACAUCGGUGUCGGCCCAGGAGCACACGGGCGGUUUGUUCUUCGGGGUGAGGGAGGUGUUGCUCGGGAGGCCCGGACCCAGACUCUGGAGCCCGAAGUCUGGAUCUGUGAAGUCCAGAAGAGGGGACAUGGGACGCGGAGGCGGAUUCAACUCAGCCAUCAUGAACUAUUGGAGGAGGUGCUGGUGAUGGGAAUGAGAAUGAACGAGGGCAUUAAUCACAAGCAUUGGGAGUUGUUUAGUCCUCAACUGGGCCUCCAUGAAGCCUUUGGUACGUCCGCCAAUGUCCAAGAGUUGCUACGGAGUGGACGACUCAUUCUUGAUGACAGGGGUCUGCGCUGCUCCUGGGAUGGGCUGGCCUUACUGGACAGCAUACUGCCAGCUCUACUGGUGGAGCUGCAAAGACUUUCAGAGACAACAAAGAAGACCUCCAACACGUGAUGACAGUAAUGUUAGUAGGGCGGAUAACCUCAGAGAAAGCUUGUUUGUGGUUUAGCAUGACAGGACAUGUAAAACAUCCUGAAAAAAGGCCAAAUCCUCACAUCUCACAUGUCCUAUUUAAGUGAAUUAUCAAUUGAGUUUUUCCCUCUUCAGUGUUUAGUUCUCAUGGUAACUCAAACCACCUUAAAUUGACCCUCAUUAUAGUGGCUAUAAAGAAAUGAAACUGGCCCCGCUGGCUUUUACAUUAUAUUGACCAUGUAGCAUGCUGUAAGAAUUGUCAUCACCCUAGUUUAUAUUUUAAAAGCCUCCAGGUGCUAUUAUGCAGUUAUUGCUAGUCCUGAAAUGUUUCUCAUUAAGUAAUUUACUUGUCAUCUAAACAUAAUUAUUACUCACUCUUUCGGUGCACAGGAAAUUGUUCGAGUUGACGUCAAUAGCCUUUUCAGUAUGUGUCUGUAUUGAGAAUACUACAUGCAAUAUCUGCAUGUGCAUGGUCAUUUCAAAAUAUGAUACUGUGGAUAGCACAUGAACCAAAACAAUAUUCAUUUCCUGGCCUUGGAUCCUAUGCUUUCUUUUAAGAGACUCAAACUCUUUGUUGGAACAUAUAUGUACAAAUUAAUUCUUAUAAAUGGUUAGAUUGGAGAACAAUCUUUGGAAGUGCUUCUGUAAUUUCCUGAUUAUUACCUUGAAAUUUCCCUGGGAAGAUCUAAAGAGUCGAUGUUUGGUUUCAGCCAUUAAACAGCUAAAACAAUGCAAUUCAGCGUAUAUGAAGAAUAAAUUUUACAAUAAUAAAUGAAAAAUGGAUUUUAAUGGAGCAGAUAUUUGAAUAUAUUCCUCUGGAAAUUUACCGCUGCUUAUAAACUCAACAAACUAUCUAAAGUCAAACAGUCAGAACUUGACUAUAGGGAAAGGCAUAGCAAUAGUAGUAAAGUGAAAGUUAAAUGUUUAAUGUUCGCUGCUGUUUUUCAAAGACAAAUUUCAAUCAAACUCAUGCCACAAAUCAAAAUGAUAGAUAUUACAGGAGAGGAAGUAAAUGACAAACACCAGUGGCAAAUGAGCUAUCACUUUCUCACAAGGACAAUUGCUUUUGAAGUGUUGUUAUAGCUAGAGUGAUUCAUAAACAUUGACUGAUCCAGCCACUUCAGUUGUGUUCUUGGUGAAAGGACAUGCAAGUGUUUCCUCUCAUUAUGGAUAAAUUAAAGAAUGGACUGAUGGACAGAGUGUCCACAUAACUGCCCAAGUCCCUGUUGUCAUGGACACUGGAGGUGUGAAGUGUGAGCACUAAUAAAUUGUGUUCACUCUCGUCUCUUA